Molecule: messenger RNA, 2758 nt
Organism: Octodon degus (degu)
Lineage: Eukaryota; Metazoa; Chordata; Mammalia; Rodentia; Octodontidae
Gene: Plin5
Product: perilipin 5
Exons: 8
Coding region: 460-1836 (458 amino acids)
Biological process (GO): lipid storage; positive regulation of triglyceride storage
Cellular component (GO): cytosol; lipid droplet
Source: RefSeq, a predicted model, not a curated record
GGCAGGAGGAGGAUCCGAGGGAACGGUAUGGAAUGGCUUGGCUCCUGGCAUUAAAUGAUAAAUUUAAAAAAGAAUACAAUCUUUGGAGACUUGCCCAAGGUCAUGUGGCCAGUCAAUGGGGCCCGGGAUUACCCUCCUGUAUCUUCAUGGAAACAGCAGGUGACAGGUGACCACACCUGGCCAAAGGCAGCGCAAUCCAUGGCCAUCAGGUGUCCCUGGAUUGCCAUGACAACUGCAGCACACUAGGAGAGCUCAAGGAGGGGAGCGAAGCCUCAGCCCCGCCCCUUUGACACUCCCCCGAGUGGGCUAGCCCCAUUGGUCGGGUCCCAAUGCCCCUCCCCCAAGCCGCUAUAAAGCGGGCAGAGGGGGCAGUGGGCAGAGACUUCACCGAGCGGGGUCUGCGCUGGGACCUGGGGUCAGCGGCUCUGCGAUCCCAGGGUGCCCCUCCGUGCAGCCACCAUGUCUGACAAUGAGGCCACUCCGGAACCCAGACCCAGCUCGGAGGAGCACAACCAACAGAAUGUUGUACAGCGUGUGGUGGCCUUGCCCCUCGUCCGGGCCACCUGUGCCAGCGUCUCCAAUGCAUACAACGCUACCAAGGACAGACACCCACUGCUGGGCUCCGCCUGCCGCUUGGCCGAGCACUGCGUGUGCAGCCUGGCCACGUGCGCCCUGGACCACGCCCAGCCUCUGCUGGGCCAUCUGCAGCCCCAGUUGGCCACAGUGAACGAUCUCGCCUGCAGGGGCCUGGACAAGCUGGAAGAGAAGCUGCCCUUUCUCCAGCAGCCUUCAGACACGGUGGUGACCUCGGCCAAGGACACAGUGGCCAGUGGGGUCACAGGAGUGGUGGACCUGGCCCGGCGGAGCCGGCGCUGGAGCGUGGAGCUGAAGCGCUCUGUGAGCCACGCUGUGGACGUGGUGCUGGGCAAGUCGGAAGAGCUGGUGGACCACUUCCUGCCCAUGACAGAAGAGGAGCUCGCGGCACUGGCGGCAGAGGCUGAGGGCCCAGAAGUGGGCUCAGUGGAGGACCAGAGAAGACAACAGGGCUACUUUGUGCGCCUGGGCUCCCUGUCGACACGGAUCCGCCACCUGGCCUAUGAGCACUCUCUGGGGAAACUGAGGCAGAACAAACACCGCACCCAGGACACGUUAGCUCAGCUGCAGGACACCCUGGAGCUGAUCCACCGCAUUCAAAGUGGAAUGAGCCCGACCCCCGCGACUCAGCCCGGGAAGGUGCACGAGCUGUGGGAGGAUUGGAACCAGCGUCCCCUGGAGAACGGUCUCCGCCGGCGCGACAGCCAGGCCGAGCUGGAGACACUGGUGCUGUCGCGCAGGUUGACCUUGGAGCUGCAGAGCGCGGUGGAGGCACUGGAGGCGGGCGUACGAGGCCUGCCCCCCGGCGCACAGGAGAAGGUGGCCGAGGUGCGGCGCAGUGUGGACGCCCUGCAGGCCGCCUUCGCCGACGCGCGCCGCUUUGGGGACGUCCCCGCCGCGGCGCUGGCCGAGGGCCGGGGCAGAGUGGCGCGCGCGCACGCAAGCGUGGACGAGCUGCUGGAGCUGGUGCUGCAGGCCGUGCCGCUGCCCUGGCUCGUGGGCCCCUUCGCGCCCGUUCUGGUGGAGCGGCCCGAACCCCCGCCCAACCUGGAGGUCCUGGUGGAUGAGGUGGUUGGGGCCCCCGACCCGCGCUGGGCGCACAUGGACUGGCCGGCCCAGCAGAGAGCCUGGGAGGCUGCACACAGCGAGGCGGCGGAGCCCCCCAGGGAUAGCGGCCCCCAGGAGGCCGAGCCCCCCAGCACCCGGGUCAGACACACGCUGAUGCCGGAGCUGGACUUCUGAGACGCCGGGCUCCGUGCGCCCCCAGGCGGCCACGCGUGCGCACGCAUGGCGGAGGCCUGGCCUCGCUUUGGGAUCGGAGCUGGGGUGAAGCGGAACUUGGAAGCCGGGUCAUCUGGGUCCCGGUAGGGCCUCCCGCUGUUCCUUGAGUCGAGAAGGGCUGAUCUCAAGCCCCUGCAGUCAUUUUUACCUCAGAGCCAGGUUCUUCAAAGCCUGUGGUCCUAUCUCCAACCUAAAGGGAUGGGCACACUCCUGUCAUCCCAGCUCUCUGGGAGCUGAAGCAACAGGAUCGCUGUGAGUUAAAGGCCAGCCCUCUACAGUACAAGAUCGCCUCUCAAAAGAAAGGAGGCGGUGUUCGAGCCCCACCUGGGCAAUUCAGCGGUUUAAGGACAUUGUCUUAAAAAAAAAAAAAAAAAGGGCUGGGAAUGCACCUCCGUAUUGAGGCCUUGCCUGGGUUCAAUCUCCAGAACGGGGGGGGGGGGGGGGGGGAGUGGGGGGGCGCACAAGCACACACACACCCCCACCCCGGAUAUAAUCCACAUCUUGCUCCAUGGCUUCUUUUUGGAGCUUUAUAUUGUCAUUAUCAUUAUUAUUAUUAUUAUUAUUAUUAUUGGUGUGUGUGUGUGUUUGCUUCAUUUUUGAGACAGGGUCAUGCCACGUAACUUAGGCUAGAAUGAUACCACUAUGUAGGCCAGGCCGAUCCUGAACUUGCAGUGAUCCUCCUGCCUCAGCCUCUUGAGUGCUGGGAUUACAGGUGCGCACCACCACACCUGGCUUGUUUGGAGUUCUGAACAGUGAGUCCCCACACCACCCUGGGCCAGAUAGCCUCAACUGAGGGUCCCCCAAAGAUGCCUGGGUGCCCAUUCAGCCAACCAAGCCCACUUGCUAUGCUUGUUCUUGAGAAUAAACGUGCUGUUACCCGCGG